AUGUUUCAUGACUGGCGAGUUGGAAAACUUUUUGUCAAUUCUAAAAAAGAACUGUUCGAGCGUCAAACCCAACUUGAAAUCAAUCUCGGGUUCUCUCAAAAUGACGUCGUUCCCCGGGUAUUCAAGUACGCCGUGAUUUACUUUGCUCAAUUUAUUGCCGAUCCUAUCAACCUCACUUUUGUCAUCUUCGGCAUAUUCAGUAGAACGGUGCUGUAAGUGUUUAUCGUUUUUCGGUCUUUCCCCAGUAACAUUUUUCAGAAACUUUUUCACGCUCCGAAUCUGGGUAAGCUUCCAAGGAAUCUGGUGGGACUACGACAUCGACGAGUCAUACUUUGUGCCCGUAAAUCCGAAGAGUGGCUCGGAGCAUCUUGUCUAA
Messenger RNA from Caenorhabditis sp. 36 PRJEB53466, 376 nucleotides. The record is from the annotation of a GenBank genome assembly. NCBI's taxonomy places the organism in Eukaryota, Metazoa, Nematoda, Chromadorea, Rhabditida, Rhabditidae.